Eleginops maclovinus (Patagonian blennie) is the source of this 1065-nucleotide messenger RNA. RefSeq names its product perilipin-2-like. Lineage: Eukaryota; Metazoa; Chordata; Actinopteri; Perciformes; Eleginopidae. Bases 112 to 675 code for a protein of 187 amino acids. Gene Ontology annotation, biological process: positive regulation of triglyceride storage; lipid storage. Gene Ontology annotation, cellular component: cytosol; lipid droplet. The transcript is spliced from 5 exons. The record is from RefSeq and is a predicted model, not a curated record.
CGCCAUAUCUCGCGAUAACAGCACAACAUAAAUACAGCUGCUGUCGCCUCACACCUUCAUCAGUCAGCUCACUUACAGUUUGGAAAAACUAACCGUUUUGUUUAAGCAGACAUGGCAGCAGCUGCAGUUAUCUCUAACCAGAGUGUGGUGGAAAGGGUGACCAGCCUCCCUCUGGUGAGUUCCACCUACGGCCUGGUGUCCAGCGUGUACUCCAACACCAAAGACACACACCCUUACUUCAAGAGUGUGUGUGAGGUGGCGGAGCAGGGAGUGCGCACCAUCUCCUCUGUGGCUUUCACCACCGCUUCCCCCAUCAUCGACAAGCUGGAGCCGCAGAUUGCCAUUGCCAAUGACCUGGCCUGCAAAGGUUUGGAUAAAAUCGAGAAGACGUUGCCGAUUCUUCACCAGCCAUCUGAGCAGAUUGUCUCCGGAGCCAAGGACUCGGUGUCGGGCACUCUGAGCAGUGUUCGGGGCGCAGUGUAUGAUGGGAUGGAUAAGACUCGGGCUGUGGUCAGUGGGAGUGUGAGCACAGUGCUGGAGAGCAGAGUGGCCCGGAUGGUGAGCAGCGGCGUGGACUCCGCCCUCAGCACGUCUGAGAGUCUGGUGGAGCAGUACCUGCCUCUGAGGGAGGACGAGCUGGGUGAGUGGGCCAAAAAACUACAUCUCACACACUGAACACAGGAAUUAUUUUAACUGGUGUGGUGAAAAGUAUAAACAAUUACAUUAAUAGAAUAUUAAAAAAGCAAACAAUGACGAAUAAACGUUAGACUUGUUGUUCUGUAAUAGCUGUAUCAAGGGACUUAUCUAGAUUUCCUGACAAUUUUUACUUGAAUUAGUUUCUCAUCAUUCAAGACAUCCUUGUUGACAGUAAAUAAUGGCAUCCCAUUGCAGGAAUUUAUAACAAACAAUACUGUAGCAUUUACAUUUUAAAUGGAUAUUUUUUAAGAAAUUGACCAGUAAAUAACUACAUUGCAGUACACAGUCAUUUACAGCACUUCCCAGUUCAGUAGAGAAGCAGCGCUGACAAAAUAUCACCAACAAAACUAACAUAAAAUAACUAUUAUC